This is a messenger RNA of Panonychus citri (citrus red mite), 1683 nucleotides long. Its product is annotated as dual specificity protein phosphatase 22-B-like. The record is from RefSeq and is a predicted model, not a curated record. Gene Ontology annotation, biological process: protein dephosphorylation. Bases 415 to 1089 code for a protein of 224 amino acids. The transcript is spliced from 5 exons. Lineage: Eukaryota; Metazoa; Arthropoda; Arachnida; Trombidiformes; Tetranychidae. Gene Ontology annotation, molecular function: protein tyrosine/serine/threonine phosphatase activity. Gene Ontology annotation, cellular component: cytosol.
AUCGAUUGAUUUAACUGUAAAUUAUAUUGAGUUUGUUGGUUGGAGUUUUUUUGUUACAAUUUGAAUAAUAUUCAUUAUCAUUAAAUGUUAAUUGUUGAUCAACAAUCAGCGCAAUCUCUUGAUUAUUGAUCGGAACAUCUUAAACUUUCUUACCAUUAGAACUAAAUUGUAAACUCGACAAGACAAUUUAUUCAACUUUCUAGUGAUCAAAUGUUAACAUGUCUUGAUAAUCAAGCGAAAUCUCAUCAACAAUCAACUAAUCAGUGAUUCAAUGAUUAACUUUUAAUCAACUAACAGUAACUUAAAUCAUUUAAAGAGCUUCCCUUAAUUAACUAAUUAUUUUUAAUCAGUGAAAAAAUAUUAAUCAUCUUGUAAGUGCCUUUGAUUGUUUGCAAUUUUCAGCCAACAAUUAAGAUGGACAAGAUAUUAUCAGGUCUCUAUUUAGGUGGAAUCCGUGAUUCCCGUGAUGUUCAACAAUUAACAUUAAAUAACAUCUCACACAUUAUCUCAAUCCAUGAUAAUCCAACGUCAACUAAUCAAAAUCAAAUACCAAUCAAAUAUCUUUGUAUUAAAGCCUCAGAUGAACCGGAUCAGAAUUUAAUUCAGUAUUUUAGUCUUACUAAUGAAUUCAUUCAUUCAGCUCGUCUCAAUGGUGGAAAUGUUUUAAUCCAUUGUUUGGCUGGUGUUUCUCGUAGUGUAACAAUUGUAAUUGCUUACAUCAUGUCGAUUACAACAAUUAACUGGAAAGAGGGAUUGAAAUGUGUCCGAGCGGCUCGAUUGUUGGCCUCGCCGAAUCAAGGAUUCAUUAAACAAUUACAAGAAUUUGAAAGAACUGGUAAAUUGCGACAGGAGAGGAAACGAUUACAGAGUAAAUUUAAUCAACAAUUAACACAAUUAACUGACGAGGAACAUGUUACCUGGUUAAUUAAAAGAUAUCAUUCACUUGGACCAAUUAAACAUUUAUCGGCAGAGGAUUUACUAAGGGCUUCUCAAUAUACUUCGUUCAGUGAGGUUGAUAAAUUGUCUUCAUUAACAAGGAGGGAAACAAUUAAAUCCAAUGGAUCAAGUGGUUUAUUUACAUUUGGGUGAUACAAACAGCUAAUUGUCUACAAUUUAAUCAUCAACAAUUUAUUCAUAAUGAAUUUUGGUGUAUUUUUGGCUUUCAUGAGUGAGAAUCGACCAAUAUGAUUGUCUGAUAUCGAAAGAAUCAAUUUUGAGAUUUGAUCUCUUCCUUAAUUUCAACAAUCAGUUGAAGAUUUCGCUGAUUAUUAACGGCAUGACAUCGGCAAUUAACCAGAAAUUGGCUUGUUAUUAGUAAAUUAUGUUCCUAAUUCAAUUCAACCGCCUUAAAAUAAAUUGUUGCAGAUAAUGAUAACAAUCAAAGUUUUUCAUCAUUCCAGAUAAUCAAGAAUAUCAGGAAAAAAAAGCUCCAACCAAUUAAAUCAACUCCAAAUUAAUAGUCCAUUUCAUGUAAUACUUUAAUUGUCCAGUUAUUCAGUAGACAAAAUGAACUAACAUUAUGGUCAAGUAAAUCAUAAUAUCUUAAUCACAUUGAGUUAAUUUAAUUAACUAUGUAUGAAUACAAAAACCAAAUGAAAGCAAAUCUUCAAAUUAAAUGUAACUAAAUCAAUUCAAAAUUAAAAAAUGAAACCAUUUCGUUUGUUACGGAUCAGUGUUCAUCUU